AAUGGCUGCGUUGUUUUUCAGGCGGUCUGUCCUACAGCUGCUGUCACCGCCCGCACGAGGGCGCUGGUCGAGCGCUCGCUGCCGACUGUCAGAACUGGACAACCAGCUUCGUGCCCACUGACACAUAUGCAGGACAAUAGCAUCUGUCAUUUACUUUGUUUUACUGCGGACAUGUAACGGUAGCCUAUUCAUACGUUAGAGAUUGAUGUACAUGUGCUAUUUUAACUUUCACUUAGUAUGCUGGUGCUCGAGAGAGAAUGUGUAGGCUCAAUGUAAUUUUAAUAAAGUUGAAUAAAAACAUUAUAGGCCUAUACAAUUAUCAUAUAUUUCUUGGUUUCGGUCAUAGUGUAAAUUUGUUUUGAUUAGCCUAUUGAUAUUUAGCCUAGUUAGGCUUUGUAGCCUAGUUUAUGGGCUACAAUAAAUAUUAUAGAACGAAAUUGCAUGAACUCGGCAUAUUUGCGACGACACUUAGCCAAUAUGCAUAUAUGCCAUCAAUAACUGUUACAUAUAGAGUAUAGUUGAUUAAGUUCCAAUUAACUUUUAUAACUCUUCAGCAAAUGCAAUCCAACCAUGACCACUUGAGGCACAGGUGCACUUGUAAAUGAGAAGGCGUGGCCCAUGGCUCACCUUGGAGUGAUGGUCCAUAAAUUCCCUCUAACGAGCCGCACAUUACCUUGCUGUCAUGUGAAUCACAUUUAAAAUACAACGCAGAGAUUAGGCUACUUGACGCCAUUAGUUCACCAGCCACCAUGAACGUCGGGACUCCUUAUAUCGGUAGUAAAAUCGGCUUGAUUUCCAAAGCUCUAAAUCGGUAUGAGGGCAUCUUAUACACCAUCGAUACCGUGAAUUCGACAGUGGUGUUGACAAAAGUGAAGUCAUUUGGAUCAGAGGGCCGACCCACAGACAGGCCAUCCCCUCCCAAAGACGACGUCUAUGAGUACAUCAUAUUCAGAGGAAGUGAUAUCAAAGACAUCUCAUUGUGUGAGCCUCCAAAAUCCCACCAUGGCCUGCCCCAGGACACUGCCAUUGUGCAGUCAUCACUCAGCACCUCAGCGUCCUCCUAUAAUCCAACUCCAGGACCAAUCAGUCCCUACAGGAUCCCAUCAUAUAACCAGCUAGCAGCAAACUAUCUGCUCAACCAGCAGUAUGCUGCAGCCCUUGGUUUGGGUGGAACUCAUGGCCCUCAAGUGAGAAGGGGUCCUAUGGUGGAGCAGGCUGUCCAGACUGUGCCUCUAGAUGAGACAGGGCAGAAGAAAGGCCAGAAUCUGUUUCAGGAGCAGUGCAGGGAGACCAGUAGGCCCAUGCAGCGAGCUGCACGAGGGAGCCCACAGCCCCAGAGACUUUCUGGACCAGGCAGUGGCUCCGAUGUACAGCCUUGGCCUACAACUUCCCAAGCCAACGACGAGAACAGGCCACCAAGGAGGAGACCAGGAGCUCGUAGGCCCAGGAAUCGUAAUCGGGGCCAGCUCCUUGUGAAGAGCUCCAUGCCCAGCACCCUCAAGUUUGAGUCAGACUUUGACUUUGAUUCUGCAAAUGCCCAGUUCGACAAGGAAGCGCUAGAGCGGGAGAUGCAGGACCAGUUGAACAUCAAAGAAACACAGGAUGACGGGAAGGUGAAACCAGAAGUAUACACUGGUGAGAAGACAGUGGAGAGGGAUCCAUUUGGGCCCAAGUGCUACUAUGACAAGGCCAAAUCCUUCUUUGACAACAUCUCAUCAGACCAUAAAUCCAGACGCACUACCAGGGCAGAGGAGAGGAAGCUGAACGUUGAGACCUUUGGGGUUCCUGGUCGCUUCCUGAGGUUCCGUGGGGGCUACCGCGGCCGCAGAGGGCUAGGGUCCGCACAGCGCCGGUCCUCCCAGCGAACUGGGAGGCUGUGAGGGUCAAGUGAGUAAGGACGCAUGUUUAUUCAAAAGCCUGGGUAUAUAUUGCUUGCGAUUCGAGUCUAACCAGGCAAAGCUAGUAAUUAUUCAAACAUUUUUUUUUACCCUGCAGGCCUCGUUUGACGCUUGGGUUACCUUGUGCAUGAAUUGCCACAAAGUGGUUGGUUGUAUGUACUUUAGUUUUUGUAGUUAACCAAAAUGUAACAAUUUGCAUCCAUUAUUUUUCUCUGCCAUCAUGAAGUGUUUUGUAAUGAGAAUUUAUUUUGACUCUUGGGACCCCACACCUGAAUAAGUAUUUGAGAAGUGAAAUGCAUUGCUUUUUCUUUAUUUUCUUUGAGCCUAAGGUACAUUUUGGCUUUUGACAUUGUUUUGAAUUUGCUUGUGCUUUUCAUCCUUUUCUGUAUUCGGAUAAAUGGAUGACAUGCAAACUUCCUAAACUGUUCAAGGGAUCAAUUUGAAGGUGAAACUGGUGAGGGUAAAAUACUUCAUGAUAUUGUAAAUAUUACUUAACUUAAUUAAAACAGACCUUGUCUGCUAAAAAUAUUGAAUUCCCAUGUAUUGGUUUGUUUUCUAUCAUUUUGAGAAAAUAAGUGUUCAAUUGUUACAACUCAAAUAAACAUGGGAAAUUGCUUA
This is a messenger RNA of Oncorhynchus masou masou (cherry salmon), 2516 nucleotides long. Its product is annotated as protein LSM14 homolog B-like. Gene Ontology annotation, molecular function: mRNA binding. NCBI's taxonomy places the organism in Eukaryota, Metazoa, Chordata, Actinopteri, Salmoniformes, Salmonidae. The record is from RefSeq and is a predicted model, not a curated record. The transcript has 8 exons. Bases 750 to 1880 code for a protein of 376 amino acids.